AUGGUCGUCAGCCUGCGCGGUGGUGCCAAGAUCCCGCCUCUGAUCAACUACCCGCUGGCCAACAUCCCCAAGGACAGGCUUGCCCAGUUCAAGAAGGCACCAACAGCUCCAGUCAAAUUGACUCCCCUCUACGGUUUCCAAGGCAUGGUCCACUUCAACCAUCACAAACCUACGAGCCUUGCCGAUGCUCUGGACCGCCUUCUCGGCCUCGGCAAUCGCAACCGCGUGCACGUCACCUUUGCAAUGUACGAGCGCAAUGCGGACUCCAGCGGUAAGAAGAAGCCGCCAAUCAUAAAGUCUGGUGUCUCCCUCCAGACAGAGAUGCUCUACCAGGCGGAGAUGCAGGUGCUGGGCUGGGUCAACAAAUAUGUGACGGAUCCCGCCUAUGACUCCAAGUAUGCGUUGUUCGUAUGCGCCAUGAAGGAGCCGCUGCCUCAACACUGGGAGCCGGUCGACAUGACGAAAGAGCGCGUCCUGCGUCUGAAGCUGCCUGUCGGAACCCCUCUGGACCGCGGCGAUUGUGCUUACAUCCGCGUACCUACCAAGACCGUCGGGGUGUGGCACGAGAACAUCUACGGUCCGUGGAUAGAGGCUGCGGCACGGCUGUUGUGGUGGGACAGGACUCCCAAUCGCUAUAUCCAUCCCGAGAUCCCAGAUGCCCUCAUCGGCGGCUCCACGACCAAGCCAGAGAGUUCGUACGGCGCGCAGUCGUUUCCGGCCGACGUGUUCAAUGACCUCAUCACGGCAUGGGAGGUUGGCCGAGUGGCUCAGAACCUGCAUAUGACCGAUUUCUCCCCUCCGCAGCGUCCAGCCUGGGCGAUCUAUAUGCCGGGCUACUACGUGUCCAAGCUCGAGGAUCUCGACUAUGUGCAUCCCGGCCAGACCGAGUCUGCCGAGGUUACGAUCGAAUCAGUUGUCAAGAAUGCGCUGCAUCCAGCCCAGUUCCUGGCUGUCACGCACAUCGACGCGUGGCUCCCCGGUACCGCAUUCUACCUCCCCGGUGAAAGUGAGAAAGAAGUGUACCCCAUCAUCGUGCAGCACCAGGGCCGCAAGUCUUCGAAGCAGGGGAAGAUCGAUUCCACUAUCAAAGAACUCCAUCGCAUGAGGAUCCCUGACACCGGGAACGAGAGGGGGAGCGGCUACGCCCCUUUUAUCGUCAUCCGCCCCCGGUUCGGAGGGCCAGAGGGUUACACCGUCUUCGACUCGGACAACGGCAGCAUCAGCUUCACUCUAACUGAUGGGAUGACCCUAGCCAAGUUCAAGGAAUCCGUGGCCAGCUCGAGAAAGGGCACCCCGAGUGCAAAGCAGCCCGGCGAAAAGGGGCUUAGCAUCAGUAUCUCGCACGCCUACUGCGACUGGCAGUCCCCGCCCGGGUCGGCGCCCGAGGCUGCCAGGCCGAAGAACAUUGAUCGGGCGCGGAAAUCCGGGGGGCCACUUUUGAGAGACCCCACGAAGCUCAGCUACCUCGUCACUCCGACGAUGACCGAGCACGAGUUCCAGAUCAUCUUGAGGAGGAUCACCUCGCCCUACCUGGUAUACGACGUUGUGGAGACAUCUGAAACUCCUGGCCUCGACCUCGGCAAACACCCAUGGGGGUAUAUGGACAUCUACAAGUCCAAGGGUGUCUUUGACCAAUGCAACCCGCCCGCCGUGCUCCGGUACGGCUACUACAAGGCCGAGGACAUCGGCCACGGGUUUAAGCGCGAUAUGAGCAAGUUAGCUAAGGAGCCCCCAAAGCCGCCGAAGGGGGUGCGCUUUCAGGGACAAUCGGAGAAGCCAGAAACCAGCGCCAAGAAGCCUCCAGACGGAGUCACUCCCGACUUCUAUGGCUUGAAGCCGAAACCGCCCCGCCAGCCAUUGAGCAGCCAGGAGAAGGCCCAAGUGAUGCGCGAGGCCACCUGGGACAAGGCUCCGUCGGUGCACACGCACAUGACCAUCCCGAUCAACGCGCCACCCGUCGAGGCGGUCCUGAAGACGGGGUCCGACAGCGUGCCGGCGCUCUCGCUCGGGGUGCUCACGCCGACGGAGCAGCAGAGGAUGCGCAUGGAUUAUUACGUCCUCCGCAACACCGCCCUGCAGCGCAGCCAGAAGUGCCCUUACCGGGGAUGCAGCCGGGUCUUCAAGAUCAACGACGUCGACCGGCUGCAGCAGCACCUGGACGACAUCCACGCCGGCGAGAAGUGCAACUUCUGCGACAUCACUCUGUUCAAGCACUGGAGCGACGACCAGAAACAGGCGCAUUUCAUCAACAAGCACUUUGAGUGCUUCGCCCUGGAAAACCCGUGGAAGCACGACGACGCCAUCUCGAUCCGAUCCGAGGGACGCGUCGACCUGGACCGCGAGUGGCGCUGGAACUUCUGCGCCCGCUGCGGCCGCGACCAUCGCAGCCUCGACGUCAAGGCCGACAGAACCCUCCACAACAACCUCUGCUUCCCGGGCUCGAAGCAUGGACAGCGGGACCUGACGGCGUGCUCCAAGUGCGGCAACUUUGUCAGGGCCGGGAAGACGCACACGCACAGAUGCCCGGACAGGGUGGAGGAGGACGAGCAGCCGCACUGCUGGAGGUGCGGGCUGCCCCUCGGGCUCUUCACCAGGGCGUACAGGCACAAGCACAUCGCGGGUUGCAAGGGCCGCAACAACGUCGUCGACCAGUUCUGCCCCUGGUGCGGCAUCUCCUUCGAUGACAGCCCCAUCGCCAAGCUCAAGCACCUACGACAGUGCGGCCUCCGCCCGCUCGACGCCGACGGCCCCAUCGACUUGGCGACCGGCCAGCCGUGGCCGGUCGUGGUCCCCGGGGAACAAGGAAAGCCUGGACCGGCCGCCGCCGCCGCCGCUGCUGGCCCGACCAGUACCGCGCCGGGAGGUGAUGAGGCGGCGAAGCUCUGGGAGCAGCUCCGCGAGAAGAACGAGACGCUGGCCGCCAUAUCGUACGCGCACCAGGUCACGCUUGGUCAUCUCCGCAAGAGCGAUGAGGUAAACAAGCUGUUGAAGGAGAAGUUCGAUCACCUCCACCAGACGUACAAUGAGGACGUCAAGGCCCCGUUGGUGGAGCUUCAGGCGGAGUUUGAGAAGUGGAGGAAUUCGAAAAAGGCCGCAGCAGCUCUAGCUCUUGAGACUGCCACUGCCGGGUAA
Phialemonium atrogriseum is the source of this 3132-nucleotide messenger RNA. RefSeq lists its product as uncharacterized. Bases 1 to 3132 code for a protein of 1043 amino acids. NCBI's taxonomy places the organism in Eukaryota, Fungi, Ascomycota, Sordariomycetes, Cephalothecales, Cephalothecaceae. The record is from RefSeq and is a predicted model, not a curated record. The transcript has 2 exons.